Laccaria bicolor S238N-H82 is the source of this 1530-nucleotide messenger RNA. RefSeq lists its product as uncharacterized. The transcript has a single exon. The record is from RefSeq and is a predicted model, not a curated record. Lineage: Eukaryota; Fungi; Basidiomycota; Agaricomycetes; Agaricales; Hydnangiaceae. Bases 1 to 1530 code for a protein of 509 amino acids.
AUGAUCCAUUCUCUUUCUUCUCCGUGUUUUUCCACCACUUAUCCUUUGCCAGUACAAACAUUGAUCGAAUCUAUCCCGACCCACUCCUCGAUUCCCAUGCAACUGUCAUCGGCCUAUUAUACACAUUCAAUUUCUUCACCACAUGACAUGAGAGUGGGGUCCUCAAGGGAAAGCGAACUUUUUUUUGCGAAAACGGCCCAACCUCACAGACGGACGAAAACACAGUCCACAUCUACAAGACCAUCCUCCGAGUAUUUACGCUCAUUAAAAUCCCACGGCGGAGUCUCUCGACCCCCACCCUCAGAACUAUCCACACCAUCUCCCGUCCGAACGCUCUUACGACGAGACGAUAUCAUUUCCAAAACAUUAGGACGAGAUAACAUCACUUCCAACGACGACAUUACCUUCGAGCCUCCCUCCGAUCCCAUGACCAAGGGAAAACGGCAAUACAUCCCCCCGCCACUCAACCUCGUCGCACCCCCGCCAAAGAGCACGCGCCGCCCAAGGUCAUCAUCUCUCAACAUCCCUCCACCCCUCCUCGACAAGCCUAGCAUACCUCUAACACCCAUCUCCCCUAUAACGGGAUACCGCGCGAUGCCCUCUGAGAAAGAACAGCGGCGGAGACGCAUGGUUAAGCUCGCCAGAACCCUAGGUCAUGAAGUUUACUCGGAAAUAGCGAACCUCCCCAUCACAACCAACCAUAGAAACAGCAAUAUCAAUGAAGACUGGGUAGUCCUCUCGGAACAGUCUUCCAUCGACACCUCCACCGAACCGCCCCCUUGCCCCUGGUACCAGGCUCGCACUAAAAAGCCGAGCUUACGGUUUUCAAAACCGGGCAUUUACAUGAAGGGACAGUCUCACCCUCAGAAUAAAUCGGAGGACUACGGCGUUUCACAUCGCCCGGGUCAGCUAACUUCCAGUGAAUCGCUGCCGGAUUUGAGGAAGGAGGUUCGGAGGGAGGUCAAGUGGCUCCAUGCGAAGAAGGCGAAGGCGAUGGAGCGCAAGGCCACGGAAUCUCAGCGCGAGACGAAGGAUACGCGGCCGAAGUUACUUCAGAGGAAGAACAGCUCGGCGCAGAGAAAAUCGGUUGGUAUUGACGACGACACCAUCCAAUCUCCCAUCAUCUUUUGCUUGCCCCCUUCGCCAGUUUGCGAUUACCCUUCUUUCCCAUCACAUCCAUUCCGCCUUGUGGUUGAAGAGGACGAGGACGAGGACGAGAAGGAGGGAGAAGAGGAAGAGGAAGAUGACGAGAGCGAGUCGUCUUCUUGUUACUCUCCUUCGGAAGGCGAGGGGGUGAAAUUGGGAGAAAUGGUAGACGAUCUGGAUUGUGAAAGGAAAGAGCUAGAAUGGAAGAGAGGCAAGUUGUUGGAAUGGAAGAGGGGCGAAUUGGUCACUGUUGACCCGACCCACUUGGCUCCUCCUGAAAUUAAUGGAGGUGUGAUUCGGAAGGAGCGGAGACAAGGCUGGAGUGGAGAGUGGAACCAGCCGCAUAUUCAAGACGUGAUUGAGAAAUUGCGCGCUUUGAAGUGA